This is a messenger RNA of Mya arenaria, 2034 nucleotides long. RefSeq lists its product as uncharacterized. Lineage: Eukaryota; Metazoa; Mollusca; Bivalvia; Myida; Myidae. The transcript has 15 exons. The coding region runs from base 223 to 2034 and encodes 603 amino acids. The record is from RefSeq and is a predicted model, not a curated record.
GUACUUCAGUCAUAUUUCAGACCUUUAUGAAAUAGUAUGGCAAAUACUUAUACGACGGUUACACGAUACAAUACAAAAUCAGUAAAUAAAAGACAUUUCACAACAGUUUAUAUUCACUGUAAUUACACAGAUUAGUGAAAGAACAGGACGAGUUAAAUUGUUUGGAAACAUAUAUAAUUGUUUAAUUCCUUAAGCUAGUCAAAUACAGCGGACUAUCCAGAUAUGAACAAACAAGAAGGCGAAUGGGACAAAACCAGGCCUAGUAAGAAUUCUGAAGAAGAAGGUCCUGAACAAUCAGACCAAUUAAGCAUCAUCAAACAUCCAGAGGAAAUUACUUCAUUUAAAUUACCAAUGAUGCAAACAGUUCAUGUCCCAGUAAAGGGUAAUGCAGACAUUACAGACAGAAGCCAAACAUGGCAUUCAAGUUCUGGCGUUUUGGCUGAAAUGACCAUACCAGAGAAUGCUGAUGAUAACAAUGAGAAAGCUGAAGAAUCCCUAUCCCAUGUUAGAGAGUUUGACAGACCAAAACAGCAUUCCGGCGAAGAUGUGCCGGAACCAACAGACCAUUUAAGCAUCAGCAAACAUCUAGAGGAAAUUACGUCAUCUUCUAAAUUGCCAAUGAUGCAAACAGUUCAUGUCCCAGUGCACGGGGGUGAAGAUAUACCAAACAAAGGGCAAAUGCUCCAAACUUGGCAUCCUCGAUCCGGCGCCUUGUCUGGAAUGCCCACAAUAGAGACCGCAGAAGAAUCCAGUGACCCGUCCCACAGUCAAGAGCUUGACAGUACAAGUGGGCAUCAUGCAGAAGAAAAUCUGGCACCGUCAGACCAUUUAAGCAUCAGCAGAAAUCCGGGGGACGUUGCUUCAUCUUCUAAAUUACUUAUGACCCAAACAAUGCAUGGUGAUGCAGAAAUACCUAACAACAGGCAAAAUAUAUUUAGCAAGACAAUGCCUGCAUCGAGAUCUAGAGAAACGGUCAAGGAAUUGAGUGGGAAGCCGAGAACAAUCAGCAGACCAAGUCAGCAUUCUAAAGAAGACGUUCCGGAACUAUCAGACCAGUUAAGCAUCAGCAAACAUCCAGAGGAAAUUACUUCAUCUUCUAAAUUGCAAAUGAGGCAAACAGUUCAUGUCCCAGUGCAGGGUGAUGUAGAUAUACCAAACAAAAGGCAAAUGCUCCAAACAUGGCAUUCAGGUUCUGGAGCUUUGGCUGGAAUGACCAUACCAGAGAUUGCUGAGGAUACCAAUGAGAAAACAGAAGAAACCCUAUCCCAUACUAGAAAGUUUGACAGAUCUUCUGAAGAAAAAGGUCUGGAACUUUCAGAGAAUUUAAGUAUAAACAAACAUCCAGGGGGAAGUGCUUCAUCUUCUAAAUUGCCAAUGAUGCAAACAGUUCAUGUCCCACUGCAGGGUGAAGAAAAAAUACGAAACAAAAGGCAAAUGCGCCAAACAUGGCAUCCUCGAUCUGGCGAUUUGUCUGAAAAGCCCACAUUAGAGUCCGGAGAAGAAUCUAGUGUCCCAUCCCACAUUCAAGAGCUUGACAGUACCAGUGAGCAUCAUGCAGAAGAAAAUCUAGCACUAUCAGACCAUUUAAGCAUUAGCAGAAAUCCAGGGGAAGUUGCUUCAUCUUCUAAACUACCAAUGACGCAAACAGUGCAGUGUUAUGCAGAAAUACCUAACAACAGGCAAAAUAUGUUAAGCAAGACAAUGCCUGCAUCGAAAUCAGGAGAAACGAUCAAGGAAUUGAGUGGGAAGCCGAGAACAAUCAGCAGGAGACCAAAACAGCAUUCUGACGAAGAAGUGCCGGAACAUACAGACCAUUUAAGUAUCAGCAAACAUCCAGAGGAAAUAACUUCAUCUUCUAAAUUGCAAAUGAUGCAAACAGUUCAUUUCCCAGUGCAGGGGGAUGUAGAUAUGCCAAACAAAAGGCAAAUGCUCAAAACAAGGCAUCCUCGAUCUAGCGCCUUAUCUGAAAUGCCCACAAUAGGGACCGGAGAGGAAUCCAGUGACCCAUCCCACAGCCAAGAGCUUGACAGGUAA